Corythoichthys intestinalis (scribbled pipefish) is the source of this 2721-nucleotide messenger RNA. RefSeq lists its product as uncharacterized. The record is from RefSeq and is a predicted model, not a curated record. The transcript has 5 exons. NCBI's taxonomy places the organism in Eukaryota, Metazoa, Chordata, Actinopteri, Syngnathiformes, Syngnathidae. Gene Ontology annotation, molecular function: monocarboxylic acid transmembrane transporter activity. Gene Ontology annotation, biological process: monocarboxylic acid transport; transmembrane transport. Gene Ontology annotation, cellular component: plasma membrane. The coding region runs from base 181 to 1596 and encodes 471 amino acids.
GACGUCACGCCACUCAGGAAAUUCAAACACUCCACACACACGCAUAUACAGAAGCACGCACUGUCGGCGGCAUCGUUCUCCUCCAAGGUCACCGAGCCUGCGGCCCCUCGUCCGGUCUGCGGACACGCACAAGCGAGUCUUUCUUCUCACGUCAAGUGAAGAGCCAGUGUCUGUCCAGUGAUGCCACCCCCAGUCACCGGCCCACCAGCCGUGCCCCCGCCGGACGGCGGUUGGGGCUGGGCCGUGGUGGUGGCGUCGUUCAUCUCCAUCGGCUUCUCGUACGCCUUCCCCAAAGCGAUCACAGUCUUCUUCAAGGACAUCCAGAUCAUCUUCGGUGCCUCGUACAGUGAAAUUGCAUGGAUUUCCUCCAUCAUGCUCGCCGUCAUGUACGCCGCAGGUCCCAUCAGCAGUAUACUGGUGAACACCUACGGCUGCAGGCCCAUCGUCAUGAUGGGUGGCUGCCUCUGCGCUGUCGGCAUGACCCUGGCUUCAUUUUGUAACAGCGUGGUGCAGCUUUACCUCUGCAUCGGCGUUAUCGGUGGACUUGGAUUGGCAUUCAACCUGCAACCAGCUCUUACCAUGAUUGGCAAAUACUUCUACAAGAAGCGUCCGAUCGCCAAUGGGCUAGCCAUGGCCGGGAGCCCGGUUUUCCUCAGCUCGUUGGCGCCGCUCAACCAGUACCUUUUCAACCAGUUUGGCUGGAGAGGAAGCUUCCUGAUCCUGGGCGGCCUGCUGCUCAACUGCUGCGUGGCCGGCUCGCUCAUGCGGCCUCUCGGACCGCCGCCGUCCAAGCUGAAAAAGGAGGAAGUGGUAAGCGCCAAGGAAAAGCGCACCGCGUGGCAAUUGGUCAACAAGUACCUGGACUUGACGCUCUUCAAACACCGCGGCUUUCUCAUCUACCUAUCCGGAAACGUCAUCAUGUUUCUGGGCUUUUUCGCGCCGAUUGUUUUCCUGGCCGCUUACGCCAAAGACAUGGGCGUGGAUGAGUACUCCGCCGCGUUCCUCCUCUCCAUACUGGCUUUUGUGGACAUGUUUGCCAGACCCUCAAUGGGCCUUCUAGCCAACACGCGUUGGAUUCGACCCAAGAUUCAGUAUUUCUUUAGCUUCGCCGUGCUCUAUAACGGCGUUUGUCACAUCCUCUGCCCGUUGGCUAGCACCUACACCGGCUUGGUGGUCUACGCCGUCUUUUUCGGAUUUGCCUUCGGCAUGGUCAGCUCAGUGUUGUUUGAGAGUCUCAUGGACCUGGUCGGGGCUCAGAGGUUCUCCAGUGCAGUCGGACUCACCACGAUUGUGGAGUGCUGCCCGGUUCUCCUCGGACCACCGAUAGCAGGAAAACUGGUCGACGUGAGCGGGAAUUACAAGAUCAUGUAUUUCUGCUGCGGCGCCGUAGUAAUCUUGGCUGCCUUGUGGCUAUUCAUCGGUAACUUCAUCAAUUACAGACUUCUAGACCGUGAGCGUAAACUAGAGCAGUAUAAGCCCGCCGGUUCAGAGGACCCAGACGCGGUGCAAAAACGGGCUGCACCCGAGGCCGGUGAUGCGAAACAACCGGACGAAGAGAAAGCCCAGGAGCCCAUGCAACGAGAAACCAAUAUGUAAGAGUUUUUUUGUCUUCUAACAAACUGAGCUUCAAGCCGAGAGAGUGCCUCGCGGUGUUCCACCUGGCUCCAUUCAGGGUCCUCUGCAACUCUUCAAAACUGCCAAAGCAACAAACGUGCAGAACAAAAGUGUAAGAUACUUGACUCACAUUGAAUUAACUGUAAAUAUGAAUUAAAAAAAAAGCUUUCCACAAAUAUCUCCCCAAACCGAACAUGCCAGUGUAGCUAUUAACACGUCUUCCGAUGUAAACUAACUUUUGUGUUGCACUUUUUUCCCCUCAAAGGUGUUAAACAGUGUUGCAAAGUCCGCCUGUCCUUGAUUUUGUCUCGAAGUCGCUCACGCAGAAAGGCGUGGACGACGGCUUCAGCUUUCAAACGGCUCCAACUAGUUGUCCGUGUCAACGGCGUCAUUUUAAAAUGUCGCCGAGCAGGAAAAAGAAAUGCCAGCUCCUCAUUGGCAGCCUCCACGUCCCCCUCUGGUGCCCUCCAGAGACCCCUCGGGCAUUACUGCUUUCACUGUACAAGCUGUAAUUAUUCCAAAAAAGCAAAACUGAAUGUACUCUACUAUACCAGCCUUAAUAUUAAGGCAAUAAUGACCAAAAUCAUCAGCAGAUAAUAUUUAUUUAGUCUUUUUUUGCCUUAAAUAUAAUUGAAGGAAUCACGCUAAUGUUGACCAAAAUGUCCAUGUAUUAAUGUCGUACCCCCCACCCAAAAUUAAUAAUAAAAUUAAGCUUUUAUGUCAAGUUACUUCCUAUAUUUAAAAAAUAUAUAUAUAUUUAAAUAUAUAGUGUUAAAUUUUUGACAUUUUUUUCAGUUUUCAACUGUAUUUUUUAUACCUUAGCCAAAUCCACCAUCACUGUGGUUUGUAUGACUUUGAAUGUUUUCUCACUCAAUCUAUGAAAUUCACUAUGCAAACUAAUUUUGAGAGACAACGAGAACCAAAAGUGGUAUUUGCCAUGUGGCAAAAUUGGUUUUGCUAUGUGGCAUUUUUUUGCCAUGUGGCUUUUAUUUGUCAUGUGGAAAAAUGGAUUUUGCCAUGUGGCAUUAUUUUUGACAUGUGAAUUUUUUUUGCCAUGUGGCAAAAUAGAUUUUGCCAUGUGGCAUUAUUUUUGACAUGUGAAUUUUU